Messenger RNA from Cyclocybe aegerita, 1038 nucleotides. The record is from the annotation of a GenBank genome assembly. NCBI's taxonomy places the organism in Eukaryota, Fungi, Basidiomycota, Agaricomycetes, Agaricales, Hemipholiotaceae.
AUGGCAAGUCGUCUUCGCGUCCCUAAUCUCGACACUACGUUGGGAGCAGCCUUCCUGGGGAGCAUUUUCGCUGCAAUCCUCUAUGGUGGCGUGUGCAUACAGUCUUUCAUUUAUUUUCGGAGAAGUAAGACGGAUCGCAUAUACUUCCGGAUGAUUAUCGGUGCCUUAUGGGCACUCGACUCUCUUCAUCUGGCAUUCGUUACACAUGCUCUCUAUUACUACCUUAUCAAGAGCUACAGCAACCCGCUCGCUUUGCUUGCUCCAAACUGGAGCAUCAUGUCGCAAGUAUUUGUCACUUGUAUUAGCAAUGUCACCAUGAGAGCGAUCUACUGUCGGAGAGUUUGGAAGCUUUCUCACAACAUUUUUGUCGUGGUCUUGAUCGCCUUGACUACACUGCUGACUUUCAGUUCCGGAAUUUCCUUCGGUAUUUUAGGAUGGGCAGAAGGAACCUUUGCAAGGUUGCACAACAUAUCUUACCUCAUGUAUACCUCUCUCGCGAGCGCCGUCGCGGCCGACGCCCUCAUCGCCACCUCAAUCUGCGUUUCCUUAUCACGUUCUCGGACCGGAUUUAAGAAAACGGAUUCAAUGGUCACUGUCCUGAUGCUCUACGCAAUCAAUUCGAGCGAGUGUCACUCGUCUGGCCCUUUAUUUCUAUCACUAAUACUUAUCCUGCGGGGCUUAGGUGGGCUUACAAGCAUUUGCUCCCUUGCUUGCUUCAUCACAUACGCCGUCUGGCCACUGGAGUUCAUCUUCAUCGCUAUAUACUUCUGCUUGAGCAAACUUUUCCUGAACAGCCUGCUCGCCAUGCUAAACGGCCGCACGUCGCUCAAGAACAAAGUCACGGUCGUUAAUGGCGACGGCUCGUUCAACUUCUCCACGAACCUGUUGUCGAAUCUCUCUUCGCAGUCUGCGUCUACGAAAGCAGUGGACUACCCUUCGUUCGCCUCGAAGGAUGUGUAUGCCAUGGACAAGGUCCCGAAAAGCCCUACUAUGACAAUCACGGUGAAUCGACAUGUAGAAACGAGUUCUGCUGUUUGA